UCUGAUCUGACGCACUUGCUGCCACCGGAAAGAGGCGGUGCCACGGCCAGCGAGCAGGGAGUUGAUGGAGGGGAAAUAAUAUGCGGAAUCAUAGGGCAGUUUUCCACGGAUGCCAGUUAGCGCUGCUGUCGGUCGGAGGGGCUUAGGCAAAGUCGCGGAAACAGCGCAACUGCUAUCGCAGCUUCUGACUUUGUGUCCCGGUGAGAGAGUGACUGCUCGGCUUUCCCACUCACAACCCCACGCCCAAAGCUUCAGGACGUGGCGCUUGGGCACAGCUGGCCGGGAGCUGUCUUUGCGUGGGAUUCCCUACUCACAUAGCGCUGUAUUCUUUAUUUCAAGGGCCGCAUUGUGACCAUAAUGUCAGCCGGCUCCGGUGGUGAUGGAGGGUUGGAGUCCUCCCUGGAAGCAAGUAUAAGCAGCUCUUGUUCGUUUGGUGUCUCCCGGGCCAGGAUUUUUAAGAUCAUUGUGAUUGGGGACUCAAAUGUUGGAAAAACUUGUCUGACUUACCGAUUUUGCACCUGCUGCUUUCCGGAAAGGACAGAAGCUACAAUAGGGGUGGACUUUCGAGAAAGGACUGUGGAUAUAGAUGGGGAAAGGAUCAAGAUUCAGCUGUGGGACACUGCAGGACAGGAACGUUUCCGUAAGAGUAUGGUGCAGCAUUACUACAGGAAUGUGCAUGCUGUAGUCUUUGUAUAUGAUAUCACCAAUAUGGCCAGUUUUCAGAGUUUACCUGCCUGGAUUGAGGAGUGCAAACAGCACUUAAUAUCCAAUGAUGUGCCUCGUAUUUUGGUUGGUAAUAAAUGUGACUUGCGAGGGUCUAUCCAGGUUCCCACGGAUAUGGCUCAGAAGUUUGCUGACUCACACAGCAUGCCAAUGUUUGAAACUUCAGCCAAGAACACAAAUGACCACGUGGAAGCCAUCUUCAUGACGCUGGCCCACAAACUCAAGAGCCACAAGCCACUAAUUUUGAGCCAGCCUCCUGAUAAUAUGGUGGAGUUGAAUUCAGGUCCAAAGACUUUGUUUCCAUGUGGCUGCUAGGAUUUAUUAUUUUUAUAAGAUUUAUCACCAAAACUGAACUACAUUAGAACUUUAGACUGGACUACAGGUUGCAGUUGUUUGGAGGUUGCAUGGAUUCUCUGAUAAUAUGACCUAGGCCUUUAAAGUCAUGGGAAUUUUCAUAUCUGCAUGAUUUUAUUUUUAGGAUUGCUACCUCGUCAGCAUCUGUGCACCAAAUUGCUUGCAUUCUACAUCUGAUAACUCAGCAUUGUGUAAUAAUUUAUACUAGGAUGCAGAUUUGCCCUGUGCUAAAAGGUUUUGCUUACUCAGAGACCCUAAUUUUAAUAAUUAAAGAAAAGGAAGUAAUUAUGCAUUUGAGCUAUGCUAUCUUCAUAUGGCUUUCAAACAACUUGAUCAUUUCAACAUUGAUUUUUAUAACUGGAGCUUCAUGAUGAUAUAUGUGCUGAUUGUUAGAUCUUCCUUUUGUUGUGUUUACUGCUUUUAGUUUUUGCUUGUACACAAUAACGCCAUAUGUGUGUAAAACUGACUGCUUUACCUUAUUAGAUUAAUCAGUGCAUUAACGGGCAGUAUCUUGUUUUUACAUAAAACAUCCUUCGUGCAUAGACAUCCUUAAUGUUUUAAGGCCAAGUAUUAAAGCAGCAGUGUCUAGAUAUGCAGCUAUGGAUAAUCUACAUUUCCAGCAUCUCUAUGCCACCACUGAUGGUGGAAGAUUUAUGGAGGUUGUAGUUCAGCCAUAGCUGUGGUUCUAUACAGUAACUAUUCAUCAAUCAAGUGUAGACAUAGAUUGUAAUGUAAAUGAAUUGAGAGUAAAUUAAUUGAGAUGCUAUAGAAGCCAAUAUUCAGACUUAGUUAACCUAGGGCAGUGGUGGUUCUUAAUCCUGUACUUUGGAUAGUCCCAAAGCUCCACACAUGGAUCCACAUAUAAUAUGUAUGAAAACCUGUUUUAAGAGGGGGUGGGGCAAAGUCUGGGGAUGGGCCCAAUAAUUUUCCUUCUAAUGCAUUUUUACCUUUUUUUAAACUCAAAUGUACCUGCUGCCUUGCUUACUAGAAAUUUGUAUUGGCUUCUAUACAUUUAAAUAGUGAUCAGCCUAGCAGUAUGGCAGUAUUACCGCUGCCUGGGUGAUACAUGGGUUGGCAGUCUUUGAUCCAGCAUAUGUUGCACUUGUGCAUUCUCAUACUAAUAUACUACAUCUAACUCUUUUCCCUCUUUGUUACUAUUCAGAUCAGUUUUAUUUUCUGUUCAUAAAUGUGUAGGGGCCUGAGUAUUCUGGUGCUGGGCUGAUUCAUGUUAUGUUUUAGGAGAUUUUAACAAGAAGUUUGCUGGUGUUUUUUAUUUUGCCUUAGAAUCAGAAUCAAGGUCUAGUCAAGGAUAUUGGUAUGUUAACAGGGCCUGGCCAUUCAGAGCAUUAUAAUAUUAUAACACAAUCAUUAUGAGAACCAACAACAAAUUGGAGCAUUUUUUAAUUGUCAUUUAUCAUGCUUCCAAAAAUGUUACCUUUGUUUUUCUAUCUUUUUUUUUUGCGGGGGGGGGGUCUAUUGUAAACAUAAGUGGGGUUUAUAUUGAUGUAUUGAUAUUAAAGCUCUAGCUCAAUGCUGCCUCAAAAUGAACUGUUUAUCCAUAAAUGAAUGAAACAACAA
This is a messenger RNA of Xenopus tropicalis (tropical clawed frog), 2655 nucleotides long. It is a transcript of the gene rab33b, whose product is annotated as RAB33B, member RAS oncogene family. Lineage: Eukaryota; Metazoa; Chordata; Amphibia; Anura; Pipidae. The record is from RefSeq and is a predicted model, not a curated record. Gene Ontology annotation, molecular function: GTPase activity; GTP binding; G protein activity. Gene Ontology annotation, cellular component: endomembrane system. Gene Ontology annotation, biological process: Rab protein signal transduction. Bases 358 to 1038 code for a protein of 226 amino acids. The transcript has 3 exons.